Molecule: messenger RNA, 1356 nt
Organism: Gastrolobium bilobum
Lineage: Eukaryota; Viridiplantae; Streptophyta; Magnoliopsida; Fabales; Fabaceae
Product: eukaryotic translation initiation factor 3 subunit I-like
Exons: 9
Coding region: 145-1125 (326 amino acids)
Biological process (GO): cytoplasmic translational initiation
Cellular component (GO): eukaryotic translation initiation factor 3 complex, eIF3m; cytoplasm
Molecular function (GO): RNA binding; protein binding; translation initiation factor activity
Source: RefSeq, a predicted model, not a curated record
GCACUCACUCACACCUGUUCCGAUUUCUUCUUCUUCUCAGUGUUCUCCUUCUUCGCAGUCGAUAGGUCUUCUGAUUUAUUCUUUCUUCUACUCGUUCUUUUUCUUCGUCACAGAGGAGCAGAUUGGAGAGAAAGAAGGGGAAGUAUGAGGCCAAUUUUGAUGAAAGGCCAUGAGAGGCCAUUGACAUUCCUCAAGUACAACAGAGACGGCGAUCUCCUUUUCUCUUGUGCAAAGGACCACAACCCCACCGUGUGGUUUGCCGACAACGGCGAACGCUUGGGCACUUAUCGAGGCCACAACGGUGCCGUUUGGUGCUGCGAUGUCUCAAGAGAUUCGGGUCGUUUGAUAACUGGUAGUGCUGACCAGACCGUGAAGCUAUGGAACGUGAAAAGUGGUCAGCAAUUGUACACAUUCAAUUUUGAUUCCCCGGCUAGGUCUGUUGACUUCUCUGUUGGUGAUAAGCUUGCGGUUAUCACCACUGAUCCGUUUAUGGAAUUGCCUUCUGCAAUCCAUGUCAAGCGCAUUGCUAAAGAUCCUACUGACCAGACUGGUGAAUCUCUGCUUGUCAUUAAGGGGCCCCAGGGAAGAAUAAAUAGAGCUAUUUGGGGACCCCUCAACAAAUCUAUUAUUAGUGCCGGAGAAGAUGCUAUUAUUCGUAUCUGGGAUUCUGAGACCGGAAAACUACUUAAAGAGUCAGAUAAGGAAUCUGGCCACAAAAAGACAAUAACAUCACUCGCAAAAUCUGCAGAUGGUUCACAUUUCCUUACUGGCUCCCUUGAUAAGUCUGCUAGGCUUUGGGAUACCAGAACCUUAACUCUUAUCAAGACAUAUGUGACAGAACGCCCAGUCAAUGCAGUUGCAAUGUCACCUCUUCUUGAUCAUGUGGUGCUCGGAGGUGGUCAGGAUGCAUCAGCUGUUACAACUACUGAUCAUCGUGCGGGCAAAUUUGAAGCCAAAUUCUUUGAUAAGAUUCUUCAAGAAGAAAUUGGGGGUGUGAAAGGGCAUUUCGGACCAAUUAAUGCAUUGGCCUUUAACCCUGAUGGAAAAAGUUUUUCAAGUGGAGGUGAAGAUGGUUAUGUACGGUUACACCACUUCGAUCCAGAUUAUUUCAAUGUCAAAAUAUAGUGCCGGAGAAUGUGGUUUAUAUUAUAUAUGGAUCCUAGAAGUUAGCUUUUAAUUUCUUUCACUUGUUUCUGUAAUACCGAUAUGUUUACAAAACCUCUUCUAUUGGUAAUGUGCAAGAAUUUUAUGCAUGAAAUUACCCAUUUUUUGUUUUCUGUUUUGUGUAUUUACGAAUUUAGGUUGGAAUGGAAUUCUCCCAUUUUUAAGGAGGUCUCUCUAUCAUGUUCCUUGAUC